Amphibalanus amphitrite is the source of this 2873-nucleotide messenger RNA. Its product is annotated as muscleblind-like protein 3. The transcript is spliced from 11 exons. The record is from RefSeq and is a predicted model, not a curated record. Gene Ontology annotation, molecular function: metal ion binding. Bases 448 to 1695 code for a protein of 415 amino acids. Lineage: Eukaryota; Metazoa; Arthropoda; Thecostraca; Balanomorpha; Balanidae.
ACUCGGCCGGCGGUGUUGCACGGUGACGGAGGGGGCGCUGCCGGCUCCGCUGCAGCUGCCAUUUUGUUGGCCGGCGCGGCGACGCACAGACGCGGCCGCUUGAUAACCUUGAGGACGACCGGCCAAUCGCCUAGCUUCUUUCGCCGCAGCAGCCAAUCAGAGCGCUUAUACCAACCAGUCUGCCAAUCCUGGCCCCGCUUACAGCGCUACCCAGUAGAUAGUCUCCGCAAGCUUGCUGUGGCCGUAGAGGCGGCGUUGCAGACCAAGCUAAGCUUGCGCUGUGCGCGUCGGGUGUGCCUCCGGCGGCGGUGAGGUGAGGGAGCGCAGCAGUGCCGGCCGGAGCGGACCGCUGCCGCCGCCGCUGACCGCGCGGCUGGAUGCGCCUCCGCGUCCGGUGACCGCCGCGUCAGCCGCCGACCGCUGCCGCUGCCGCCGUCCUUCGACGUCAUGGCCAACUUCCACAUGGUGAACGCUCUGAGCAUGAAUAUAAAGGACUCGCGUUGGUUGCAGCUGGAGGUCUGUAGAGAGUACCAGCGCAACAAGUGCAGUCGCAGUGACACCGAGUGCAAGUUUGCCCACCCACUGCCGCACGUGGAGGUGCAGAACGGGAAGGUGACCGCCUGCUUCGACUCCAUCAAGGGCCGGUGUAACCGCGAGAAGCCACCAUGCAAGUACUUCCAUCCACCACAACAUCUCAAAGAACAACUGCUCAUCAACGGCAGGAACAACUUGGCCAUCAAGAACGCGCUGAUGCAGCAGUUCGCGGCCGGCAGUCUACCGAUGGCGGGUACUGUGCCGGUCGCCAGCCACGGACAGUUGGUGCUGGCCUAUGCCGGCGGUGGUGGUGCAGAGAUGACGUCUCCGACGGCGCCCAUGUACAGCCUGCCGCCGAGCAUGUCCCAGUUCUAUACGGCGGCGCCGACACAGGCGGUGGGUGACGCCGGCCUGGUGGCACCGCUGGCACUGCCGCAGCUGCAGCAGAAGAUGCAGCGCUCGGACCGGCUGGAGGUCUGUCGCGAGUUUCAGCGGGGCGCGUGCAAGCGCGCCGAACAGGAGUGUCGCUACGCCCACCCGCCGGACCAAGUGGCCGUGGACGACGGCCAGGUCACUGUGUGCAUGGACGCGGUCAAGGGCCGCUGUGGCCGCGAGCCGUGCCGCUACUUCCAUCCCCCCUCGCACCUGCAGGCCCAGCUCCGGGCUCCGCGAGCUUCCCCCGCCGCACUGGGCGAGCCUGCCUACGACGCUCAAGUAUACUUUGGUGCCUUCCCCGGUAUGGGCGUGGCCUACAAGCGUUCGGCCGGUGACAAGGCGGGCAUACCGUGUUACCCGGCACCCGGCGCCGCCAGCUACCAGCAACUGAUGCUGCAGCAACAGCAGCAGAGCUAUCUGCACCAAACGCCAUGCAAUAACGCACACUCUGUGACAUACACGGACUCUCUGGGACAGUUGCUGGACAACCUUCCAGUGUGCCAAGAUUUUAGGAAAGGAGCCUGCGUUCGGCCUGCCUGUAAAUUUGUCCACUACGUCCCAGACCACGUGGAGAUCACCAGCAGCAACCAGGUGACGGUGUGCCGGGACUCUGUGCGCGGCAAGUGCGCCCGGCCGCGCUGCAAGUACUACCACCUGCCGGUGCUGCCGGCCGGGCCGGGCGAGCCGGCCGCCUCGGCCGCCGCGCUCGGCCUGCACCUGCUCUGAGCGGCGCCAAAUCAAACUACUAACGCUGUGCUGUAGACGAGUCAGCCGGCCGGCCGGACACGGACGGCCAGAAACAAAUCAAACUAUCCGACACAAUCGCUUAUGUGGGGCGGGCGCGGGGCGGCGGCCGGCCGUGGCGGCGGCCGCCGCUCCGUCCCGGCCAGCUCGUGCUCUUGCACGAGCCGGAUGCCCUCUUUGAACUUUAAGUGAUAGUUCAUGUUAAAGUGUUCUCAUUUUUGUAUAGACAAGUACCUUACUGGAAACUCUUCAAAAGAGUGUUAAGCUAGUGAGCGCGGAUAUUUGGGUAUUGGAUGGUGGACGAGCGAGGGGCCGGACGGCGCGCGGCCGCGUCGGGCCCGGCCGCUGCCGGAGGCGCCGCGACGCCGGCCGGCCCGCCGCCCAGCGGCCAGCCUGUUUGUACAUAUUUAUAAGGAUAGGUCUAGUCAGAGAAGCAGGGUGCGUGGGGCGCGGCGCUGGUGCGCGGCGGCCGGUGCCAACGCCGCGUCCCGGGGCGCGUCUAUUCGGCACGGUGGGGAGAAUCGCUUCGCUUUGUGACGCGUCCGCCGCGCGCAUCCGCCCUGGCCGCGGCCGGCCGGCCGGCCCGGUGGCUCCGCCGCCUCGCCAGUGCCAUAGCGGUCGCCGGUCGGCGGCUGGCCGCGCCCGCAGGCGCGCUGUCCCAGCGGACGGCGCCGCCGCGGGCAGCCGCCGGGCGGCGGGUCGGCGGCCCAGGUCCAGGCCGAGCCGUUCUAAACGGCGCCGCCUGCGCGCCAGCAGACGGCGCGCGCGAUCUGAUCGCACCCGGGAGGGCAGCGACCGAGCGCAGGCCGGCCGCCGACCCGUGCGCACCAAACCCAGAUAUCCUCAGCACGCCGUGAGAGACCUAGGAUUAGUUGGCCGCUGCGCGACGCGGCGUCACCCGCACAGGGUGGCGCCGUGCUCGCCACGCUUUCGCUUAGCAUUAGACGGGCGUCGGCGUCGGCGGCGGCCCCUGUGGCGGCCGCAGUCGCCGGCGCCCCCGAGGCGCCACCCUUCGGUCGGCCGCUCCGUAUGUGUUGCAUGCCUCCUCAUUGUUUGACGCCGCGGUGCCGGCGCGCGCGUCUCCCCCUCUGACGGCGCCGGUGGGCGGUACAACCGCCGCCGGCGCCGCGCUCGGACAGCCAGCGCUUCUCGAGUAGGUC